CUUUGUCCAUAGACGCUUCUAUUUCCCUUUUUGACAACGAAUAAGUACAUCAGAGAUGGAAGAAUCAUCGGCAACUGAGGCACAGACGCCAAAGGUUGAGGUGGCCACUGGCGCUGUAAACUCGAAACAAUCGUCACCAGAAACAGAGGCGUACAUCAAAAACACUUGUCAACAACUUCGUGGCUGGCUUGGCGAGGAGGCUGCUGAUACUGUACCAUUCGUUGAGAAUAAUGAUGCGGUCGGCAGCACCGGUACUACAGAGAGCGACGUCCCGGGUCUCACAUUUUCCGAGAGGCUCAGUGAUUGCCGCGGAAGGUCUCUUUCAAGAAGGAUUGCAUAUGCUGCUGCAUGCAAAUCAAUUUUUGGGGAUAACAGAGGCCAACGAUCGCCAUCUGCAGCGGCGAGACAUGAGGCAGAAAAUCUCGACUCGAAGGUCACUGCCGGAGAGCAAGCAACAGUGAAUUCCAACCGAGGUCGACAGCAGCCCAGCAAUAGGCCAAACAACAAAAACGACACCUCAGGCCAUGAUUCUGUCGGCGUUGAACAGAACAGAGAAGAAUUGAACCCCGACUGGCAGGUGGAAACGCCUGGUGACAGCACACCUCUCAAGGAGACGUCUUCAGCGCUGCCGCCGUUUACUCCAGAGAAUGAAUCAAUCAAAGUUCAUGGGCACACCAAAACGCCUCAUUUGACUGAUUCAACACGUACAGAUGAUAGCAACGAUCGCUAUUCUGCUUCCACAGAUGUUGCAUCCGAGGAAGAUAUGCUCGAUACAUUCGGGCUCUUUGGACCGCGCAUCCGGACUUGGCUCCAAAAGACCUCGGAUGGUCCAACUGUUUUCCGUAUAAACAAUAAAGCAUUGGAAGGUCAUUCUUAUGCUCAUGACAUCUGUACUAUUACAGGGCAAUUGUUAGAGCAAGUCAUCCAACCAGAAACAAUCAUGAGCCCAGCGUUAACUGACGCGCAUGAGUCCAGUUGGCGUCAGCUCAACAUGACUUCUGGUCUUCAAAUCUUACGUGAAAGACAGCUCCGCAAAGACAUUGCAGCAUAUUUAAAGGAAGAUUCCAAGGCUAGAGAGACUAAUGCUUUGGAACAAGAGCCGUCCAAACUAGUCGCGUUUCCAAGUACCGACUGUCUCAUUCGGCCUGCUACCAAGGAAGACGCGGCCGCAAUUGGCCAGAUGAUCGAAUCUCAUCGCAAGAUAGACUACCCGUGUCAAUUCCCGGCACUCAAUAUAGAUUCUGAAACAAUGGCUCUACAGCAACUACAAAGCUGCUUGGAUCUGGGUUGGCCCUUCAUUGUCGCCACUAGUCCAGAUGAUGAGCUCAUGGAGAGGACAAAUUGGCCCAUCCAUGCGGGCAAAGCUUUCGAGGAGUAUCUCAAGUACAAGGCAGAGAUCCCUUCUUCGGAGAAAGAGAUCCUGGGGCUAGCAUUCGUCCGAGGCUUUGGACAAACAGUGUUUGGAGGUCCUCAGCUGCCCAUGCAAAAUGCUGGCUCUAUUUGUGUUUUGGUACAGCCCAACCACCGCCAGAAGCUGGUAGGGACUGCCUUGCUAGACAGGGUCCUCCAAUCAGUUGCGCCAUACCACAGAAGUGUAGUGGACUUUCAAUGGAAAUUCAGUACCACGAGUGGCGUGUAUGAGAGUCUUGCGGCGAACAACCAACGACAAGCGGUCAAGAUGUACGUGGAAUACACCACCGCCAGCGGCGAGGAAGACCCACCUUGGAGAAGCAAGAUGCUCGAGAAAUUUGGGUUUCAACACAAAGUUCAGCUAGAAAACGUUUCACGUUCUGAUAAAAGAGCCCAGGGCAACGGUUGGUUGGAUUUACACAUAUGGGAACUAAAGGUGCAAGACCCAGCGGAAAUUAUGUAGCUUAUGGACGAUGUUUGCAUUCUGUUAUGAGACUUUGCUAUUGAAAGCCUGCGGCGAUUACCUAGCUGGAAUAACGGGCUAGAUAAAGCCUGAAUGAGAUUAAAACUUGGUUUUUGUAGCUAAA
This is a messenger RNA of [Torrubiella] hemipterigena, 1997 nucleotides long. NCBI's taxonomy places the organism in Eukaryota, Fungi, Ascomycota, Sordariomycetes, Hypocreales, Clavicipitaceae. The record is from the annotation of a GenBank genome assembly.